AUUUUGAGGGUAGCGAGUAGUAUUGCAGCGAGUAUUAGCCUCAUUACAGACACAGGACGCGGCACGCCGAUUGACACAUAACGAAUUACCAGCUAGUUUAUCCCCAACUGCAACUGACCAUAGAAGUUAAAAUUGAGCUUCGCUAUUUCACCGCUGCCUUCCGUCUUUCUUGCUCCUAACCCAAACGUAGAAACGUGAUGAUGUGGGACGAUUGGGAGGAUUUCCAGCAGGACCAAAACCUAAACCAUGACCAAGACCAAGACUCUUUCCUUAAUUUCGAUUUUCUUUCCCUCGUCUCCCAGCCCAAGGAUUACUACAAAGUACUGGAAUUGGAUUAUGAUGCUAGCGACGACGCAAUUCGCUCCAAUUACAUACGCCUCGCUCUGAAAUGGCAUCCGGAUAAGCAAAAAAACCAGGAUAGUGCGACUUCGAGGUUUCAAGAGAUAAACGAGGCUUACCAUGUUUUGAGUGAUCCUGUCAGGAGGAGAGAGUACGACAAGAAAGGGCUGCUAUACGUCCAUGAUUAUAACAUAAUUGAUUAUCUUAAUCGUCACAAGGGCCUUAUAUUAACAUGUAAUGGUCUUGGGAUCAAGCAUUCAAUCUGGUAAUUUUAACGGCUGGUAUUCAUACAGCACAAUUUGAUUUGCGAAGUCUCCAUUUACCAGUAGCACUGUAGGGUGAGGGGCAACAUAUUGAGAAUGGCAUGCAGAGUUUGAUGCGUAUGUAUAUAUGACACAUUGAUAGUUUAACACGAGUGUAACUUCUUACCUCUGCCGGCUCAUCUCUUUAGAGGGCUGUGAUCAUGCUGCUAUUUUAUAGUGGUUUUCUAUUAGCUUCUCAUAUUAUUAUUUUUGUUGUUAUUA
Molecule: messenger RNA, 863 nt
Organism: Manihot esculenta (cassava)
Lineage: Eukaryota; Viridiplantae; Streptophyta; Magnoliopsida; Malpighiales; Euphorbiaceae
Product: dnaJ homolog subfamily B member 3
Exons: 5
Coding region: 198-608 (136 amino acids)
Cellular component (GO): cytoplasm; nucleus
Source: RefSeq, a predicted model, not a curated record